Molecule: messenger RNA, 2382 nt
Organism: Seminavis robusta
Lineage: Eukaryota; Bacillariophyta; Bacillariophyceae; Naviculales; Naviculaceae
Source: the annotation of a GenBank genome assembly
AUGAAGCUUGCUAAAGGAUUGUACUUCUUGCUCGCGCUUGGCGCGACAGCUGAUACUACGCCUCACCUAAGGGCAAGAGGCGGUCAAACCCAAAAGGACCGGAACACCAAGAAGAAUGACAAUAACAACAAUCAUGGUCCUGCCAUCUCCUCCCAGCACUUGAAACAAGAAGGUCUGUUGUUAAAGCCAGAGAGGACAGGAGACACAGCAAUCACCUCAGAGUCCAGUACUGCUGGAACCGAGAAUGGCGCCAGAGACUCUGAUGCUUUUGAUCAAGCACUCCGGGCCUCAUGGUCAAACAACACUGAAACUGCAAAUAAGAAAAGUGAGAGGAGCUUUCUGAUGCAGCAACAGCAGAAACGUCAAUUGGACUUGGCAGAGGACAUAGGAGAUGGUGCCCUAUCUAUGCUGGACGACGCGGCACUACUAAUCUUAGGUGAUGCAGUUCCUUUCAAGACAUGUGAUGCACCCAACCAACAAAAAGGAGUUGUUCCAGAUGGCUUUCUUGACCCACUAUCUGGGUGUUACAAUUCUCUUGCAGGACCCGUUCAAGUUCUAAAAAGAAUGAUUGAGGCACUUGCUGGUCCACUUGGGGAUGAACCAAUGGUCCAGGAACUGCUCAAUUUGGUUUUCGCACCAUUGGAAGAAUUGAUGAAAGAAUUGUCCAGUCUUAUUCCAGCAACAGGCACUAUCUGUGCUGGGGACUUUUCUGUCAAGAAUGUCACUAAUCCCAAGGGGGACAUGGUCGGAACCUGUGAAGGCAUGCCCUUGUCCAGUGCGAACAAGGACGAGUGGGCCAUUUUUGGUGGUGAACUCGUCUUGUCACCAGAAGUCUCAACAGCAGUAUGCCAAAUACCCACCACCUUAGAGUUUUCCUUUUGUAUGGGAGUCUCCUUUUGUGACAUUCUUCCAUCAGUGGCGUUCUUCAUGGAUGGUGGGCUUAUGACAUGCCUUCUCAAUUAUGUUGGAAAGGGACUCCAAGCUAUCACAAGUGGUGGUGGAGCUGCGGCGGCCACUGGUGUCGGUGCUGUUGUUGGUGGUGUUGCUGGUGCAGCUGCUGUUGUAGUUGAAUAUGUCAAAAUUGCAAUUGCAGUUGGGUUUAAGCAUGCAGGAUUUGGAUUCUCGCUCAGCAAUUCAUUUGAAAUCCCAAUGGCUCUAUUCAAUGGAGAAAAACUUUUCCAUUAUGUGGCAAGACCAACAACAUUCGAGAAGCUAUCACUCUCAAUCCAAUCUGGGACCAUUCACCCACAACUGAAAGAUUGGUUUGAACUUAAUGGGGAUGUCAUUCAUGGCACUAAUAUACUAAUGCCCAAUGGAGAACCUAUCAGUAAGCAGUUGUUUGAUAAGGGCCUUGCAGAUUUUGACCGAGCACUGAAAAACCAUGUCGAAAAACAGUUCGACAAUUUUCAAGUCCAGAAUGUAUUUCAGGGAAAGUGCCGGUUGUCCCUGAACUUCCGCAACAUACCCAUAAUUGGAGCUCUGUUCCCUAAAUUUGAGUUUGAGUUUGGUCGCGCUUCUGUGUUUACCUCAACUGGGUCAGCAGCAGUUACUCUUCAAGAUGGCAGUCAGCAACAGGUUUACCCUGGGAUGUCAGCUUUUAUUGGUCAGACUGGAAAUGAGGGUGCACUCUUUGAUGCGGUGAAAAAACUAAUGCUUAGCAUGGGAGGAAUCAUUGACCAAGUUAUCGAUGACACCUUUCCUAUAGCAAACUUAAUUGACGAAAACUUGGCUACCAGCGUGGUUGAAAUGGUACUAGAGAAACUGGACCUUGGCAAAGUUCCACCAAACAGCAAUAACAAAUACUAUGGAAUUGCCGUGACAAUGAAUGUGGAAUACGUCGGAUUUGUUGUUCAAGUGCCCCUUUUGCUGGGAAAGUCAUUGGAUGACCCUGUCUCAGAUUUCAUCUUGAAAUGUGGUUCAGACUAUAAGACUUUUGGAUGUGAAAUUACAAUGGACAACAUGAACGCCUUCAUCGCAGCAGUUGCAGAAGAAAUUGCAGGUGGUUUACUGUGGGUCUUCCAAAAAACUACUGAGUUUUUGAAACUUGAUGAAGCUGCUGAAAUCAUUGGUACCGCCUUUGAGAAGGCAGGCGAACAACUAAAAGAUGUUUUCUCAAAAGAGAAUAUCGAGGACACCAUAAAAGACAUUGUGGGCGGCAAGCUAGAUGUUGAUAUAAAGUUUCAGGAGCUUGCAUCCAUUGGAUACGCAGCGUUCAAUGUUCUGUGUAAGGAUGAGGAAGGUUGCAAGCCUGAUGGAGAAGGGCAUGUGGAACUGAACCACGGUGGAAGGCUUGUGGCCAAGAGCCAUGUCUUUCAGACGGAAAUUUUUGUGUGCAAGGUGUUAGCUGUCAAAACUGCUGCAGUGGGAAAAGUAUGGCGCUAA